AUGACGAAGAAUAACUUGGCUGUUCAUCUCAAAUGGCUGGAAACCCAAGGGAAGCCUUCAUACCCUCAAAUAGCGCAGUCUAGCUCGCCGCGACGCGAAAAUCACGAACCGCAGCAACCGACUCCCCCAAUUGACGAGAGUGCGAUACUUGAUGAUAUUCCCGAAGACGUGGAGAAUGAGACGGACGAAGAAAUGGCAAGACUGCUAUAUGCGCCCCAAUCGGCGAGAAAGCCUCGACUCUUGAGCAGACCCGACACGCUCCCCGCCAAUACACCCUCAACUUCAAAGAAACGCAGCGAGCACAAGCAGUCAAGCGUGGUACGAGAUUCUUUCCACGAACCACCGGCUUCAUCCCACAAGGCCGCUCGAGUAAAGUCUACCCCGUCACGACCGGAUAAUCCGAGAGCCUCCGAUUACGAUGACAUUGAAUCCAUUGAUCUGACUGGAGAAUUCGAUCCGUCCUUACUGUCCUCUGGUGCCACCCAAGCAGCCAAGUCACGCGGUCUACGGCCAGAUCAGACCACACCUUGCGAAACGAUUAAAGAGAAACGCGGAAAGAAGCGAAAGAGCGAUGAGUAUACUUCAGAUCUUCAUUCGCCCUCGAAACACUCGACCAAAGUGCGCACCCUGUCGGGUACGCCCCGGGCUAUGGGUGCGAGGGGCAAGAUAACAAGCGAAUCCACAAUUCCUCGCCAGACAGCCCCGAUGAAUCCUCCAAGCGUGGUGAAGCGACCCGUGAAAACAUUGCCCUCAUUCGAGAAUCCUCGGAAACAAGUGAUUGCUGAUUCCGACGAUGAGGAGGAAGACGAGGGUCUUUUCGAUGACUGGCCAGACAAUGAUGACCAUGGCAAUAUGAUGUUGGAUACAGAGGAGAGCCUCUACCCCAUUCUUCCUGAAAUGAGUCCAGCCGGCGAUGAAACAUCCGAGACAAAAUCCGGCAUCAAACAGUCGCACGAUAAAGAAAAAUCCACGCCCAAGGUGUCUUUCCCACCUGCGCAACUAUCCACUCAGACUGCACGAAAAACAGAACCAAAAGAUACCAUUCUAUCAACCCCGUCGUCAAAGCCAUCAGGGACGCAGGAGAAGGACCCGGCGGUUGUGGAUUUUCUGGCACUGGGGAGAAAUGCCUUUGGACAUGCAAUCGCCAAACUGAAGGCUAUCUUGCAAAAGAAUUCCGAGAUUGUAUACCAGCAGGCAAUGGAAGGCCAGCCAGUCCCAGAGUUGAUCGCCGAAAACAAGAGUCUUGUCGCCCAGAUUGAUACAAUCGAGUUGUUGAAAGAACAGCAAAACACCCACAAAGACUGUCUGGCUCGUAAACAGAAGUUCAAGCAGAAUCUGAUGCGCGUGAUUUCUCAAGGCCUUGAUCCAACGAGUAUGCCAGAUGAGCUUGCAAAAAGCCGAGCUGUCGAGAUAGAGUUGGAACAACUCGAAGGACACAUAUCACAGCUUCUUUGUCGAGUGAACCUCUUGGAGCUCGCGCAGGACAGCCCGUUGGACACGCUCCCUGCGGAACGUACAGAGCCAACAACUGCAAUAAACCUACUCGCACGUCAACAACCAAGAGCGCCCAACUUUCACAAUUCCCCCAAACCGAAAAAUGCGAACGAGUGGAGCGGUGGUGGAAAUCAUAUUGCCCGGAACAUGGGCUCACCGCAGCUCGAUUCGAUGGACCUUGAUGAGUUUGAUUGGAAUGCGAGUGACGACGAAAUACUCGAGGCAGCUGGAGGCUUCAACGGUGGUGAUCAAUUACCUAUUCGCGACUCUGGCAGCCAAAAUCGCAAGGUCUUUGCAGAGACCUCUGGAAACACCCAAAAGGCUGCUGCUCCGAAGAAGUCGCCCGGCCAUAGCGCUUUUUGGUCUAAUCAUCCUUGGUCCCAAGAAGUCCGAAAGGUCCUAAAGGAUCGAUUUCAUCUCCGUGGGUUUCGACCAAAUCAGCUCGAGGCCAUUGAUGCAACCCUUGCCGGCAAAGACACCUUCAUACUCAUGCCCACCGGAGGAGGGAAGUCUCUCUGCUACCAAUUACCCUCCAUUGUGACAACUGGACGCACCAGGGGAGUGACAAUAGUGAUAUCUCCAUUGCUCAGUUUGAUGGAGGACCAAGUAUCGCAUCUGCGAAAAUUGAACGUGAAGGCGUAUCUCAUCAAUGGUGAGACCGAAAAAGAGGAAAAAUCAUGGAUUACGAACCAACUCUCAAGUGCGGAAGGACAGGCCCUAGAGGUUCUGUACAUUACCCCCGAAAUGAUCAACAAGAACCAAUCAUUGGUCCGAGCCCUAGAAAGGCUUAAUGGGAGGAACAGGUUGGCCCGUCUGGUCAUUGACGAAGCACACUGCGUCAGCCAAUGGGGACACGAUUUCCGACCAGACUACAAAGAGCUCGGAGAAGUUCGCUCCAAAUUUCCUGGUGUACCAGUGAUGGCUCUAACGGCUACUGCCACUGAAAAUGUCAAAGUCGAUGUCAUGCACAACUUGAAGAUGGAUGGAUGUGAGGUGUUCCUGCAGAGCUUUAACCGUCCUAAUCUCACAUACGAGGUGCGGCCUAAGGGAAAGAAUGACGAAGUCUUGAACAGCAUGGCGGAGAUCAUCACAAGCCAUUAUCGUAACCAAUGCGGAAUUAUCUACUGCCUCUCGCGCAGAACAUGUGAGACUGUUGCAGAAGACCUGGAAAAGAAAUUCCGCCUCAAGGCGAAACAUUACCAUGCAGCUAUGCCCACCCAUGAAAAAUCAGCAGUGCAGAGUGCGUGGCAGGCGGGCAAAGUGCACAUCAUUGUUGCCACUAUUGCUUUCGGGAUGGGAAUCGACAAGCCCGAUGUUCGAUUCGUCAUGCAUCACAGUAUCCCAAAGAGUCUUGAGGGUUACUACCAGGAAACGGGUCGUGCUGGGCGAGAUGGCAGACGCUCCGGAUGCUAUCUUUACUAUGGUUACAAAGACACCGCAACUUUGAAGCGCAUGAUUGACUCUGGAGAUGGGAGUGGUCAACAGAAAGCCCGCCAAAAGCAAAUGUUGCGCAAUGUUGUUCAAUAUUGCGAGAACCGCAGUGACUGCAGACGUGUGCAAGUUCUCGCCUAUUUCGCUGAGAAUUUCCGCCGGGAGGAUUGCAGCAACACAUGCGAUAACUGCAAGUCUGAUUUGGUGUUUGAGGUUCAUGAUUUCACCGAACAGGCGUCCUGGGCUAUCAAGAUCGUGCGGCAAUUCCAGAUGUCAAAGGAGAAAGUGACUGUGAUCUAUUGCGCUGAUCUCCUUCGUGGAGAUAGCAAGCGACCUAAAGACCCAUCACACCGCAAAAUGGCAGGUUAUGGAAAGGGCGCUGACCUCGACCGUGGAGCAGCAGAGCGACUGUUUUACAGACUGCUGGGUGAAGAUGCUCUCGCCGAAGACAACGUGAUCAACAAGAGUAACUUCGCCGUUCAGUACAUCGUCCUUGGUCGCCGUGCAGCGGAGUACGAGAGUGGUAAGCGCCAGAUGAAGCUGGAGGUACGCGCCUCACCAAAUAGCAAGGGCAAGGUCCAAGCCAAACCCAAGCCCUCCGCAGCUGGAAAGAAAGGCAAAUCCGGUUCUUCGGGCUAUCCUCAGUCGACCAUGGUCUCCUCUCCCGUUCAAUCAGCACAAGAUCGCCGCCUCGAACGCUUCCAACACGCCGAACCCUCGGAACAACAGUUCUCGGGUGGCGAUGACAGUGACGGGUUUGAGCCGGUUCGGGUUACUGGGAAGUCUAGCCGUGCGAAACCGCGUGAGAUGGGCCCUCCCAUAACCAGUGAUCGAAAAUUGGAUCAACUCGAUCACAUGCAUCGGGUGGUCGUGGAAGAUUUCCAAGAACAUGCCAAAAUCAUGCUUCAAGAUCUUGUUGUUAAAAAGGGCCUCCGCUGUCAGCCUUUCUCGGACCAGUCCCUCCGCGAGAUGGCCAUAUACUUCCCCAAAAACCUCUCUGAACUGUCUCAAAUUCCCGAAAUCGAUCAGGACAAAGUGAAACGAUAUGGCCGGCAGAUCCUGGAACUGGUUGGCAACGCAAAGAGGCGCUACGAAGAGAUGACGCAAGAAGCCGAGACAAACGGUGUUGUCGCGGACCCCAAUCACCACAAUGUGAUCAAUCUCAGCAGCAGCGACGAGUACAGUGACGACGAUCUGUUCAUGGACGAGGGGACCUUCAAUCUGGAUAACCCUGUAGAUCCACCAAACAACACGGCCGAAGAUAUCACAAGUCGCUACUUCCCCCACCACUUUCUCCGGGUUAUGACUCCGGUGACGACUUUGAAUCUGGCCCAGCAGCUUCUAGCUCCAAGGGUCGCAAACGCGCACCCGGAAAACGCGCACCACGACGGAAGUAUGGCUCUACUGGCAGCUGGAAGGGCAAAGGCUCGCGAUCAAAACCCAAGUCAGAUCGACCGGCAAGCCAGUCCGCGCCCCGAAGGGGUGCUAAAAGCAAGACCCCAAAGUCCACGAUUGGAAUGA
This is a messenger RNA of Penicillium brevicompactum, 4446 nucleotides long. RefSeq lists its product as uncharacterized. Gene Ontology annotation, cellular component: cytoplasm; chromosome; RecQ family helicase-topoisomerase III complex. Bases 1 to 4446 code for a protein of 1481 amino acids. Gene Ontology annotation, biological process: double-strand break repair via homologous recombination; DNA replication. The record is from RefSeq and is a predicted model, not a curated record. Gene Ontology annotation, molecular function: ATP binding; four-way junction helicase activity; 3'-5' DNA helicase activity. The transcript is spliced from 5 exons. Lineage: Eukaryota; Fungi; Ascomycota; Eurotiomycetes; Eurotiales; Aspergillaceae.